GCGGCGGCGGCUCCGGCCCGAGGCCCCGGGGAUGGGCGCGGACCGAGGCCGGGCAGCGGGGCCGCACGCAGCGAUGCCCGAGGUGCCCUUGAUCUGCGCUGACACUGUCACACGGGUGAGCUCCGUGCUCAACCGGGACGUGAAGCAGUUCGGGAAGACGCACAUGUUCGAUGGGAACGAGGAGACGUGCUGGAACUCGGACCAGGGCACGUCCCAGUGGGUCACCCUGGAUUUCCCCAGCACUGUCAAGGUCUCACGGCUCCACAUCCAGUUCCAGGGGGGAUUCUCCAGCCGGCUGUGCACACUGGAAGGCUGCAGAAUGGGCGAAGAACUGGUGAAAAUAUCUGAUUUGUACCCUGAGGACACCAACGCCCUGCAGAGCUUCCAGGUGGAAGAGACAGCACUGGAUAAGCUGAAGAUCACCUUCGGGAACAGCACCGACUUCUUCGGGAGGAUCGUGGUGUAUCACCUCCGGGUGCUUGGGGAGAGGCUCUAGCGCGGCGGCGGCGACGAGAGACCGCGGGUGGGUCGCUCCCCGGCCGCCGGGGUCCCCGCAGCAGCCCGGCUCCGCGAGCUCUGCCGUGCCCAGGGGCACGGGACAGCGAGCCCUGCCCCACGUGUGCCCCCAAGGCGCUGGCAGAGGGGGGACCCUGCUGCCCCCGGGACAGCCAGCGGGCCGUGACAGAGGGAGGCCAGUGCAGAAACCCACGUGCCUGGACUUGCAAGCCAGCCUGGGGUCUCUGCUGCAGGACAGAGCCCCUAUAACUGGCUGAAUAAAUGGUUGUGGCCUC
Messenger RNA from Rhea pennata, 791 nucleotides. It is a transcript of the gene NR2C2AP, whose product is annotated as nuclear receptor 2C2 associated protein. The record is from RefSeq and is a predicted model, not a curated record. Lineage: Eukaryota; Metazoa; Chordata; Aves; Rheiformes; Rheidae. Bases 32 to 496 code for a protein of 154 amino acids. The transcript has 6 exons.